Molecule: messenger RNA, 1041 nt
Organism: Emiliania huxleyi CCMP1516
Lineage: Eukaryota; Haptophyta; Isochrysidales; Noelaerhabdaceae
Exons: 2
Coding region: 1-1041 (346 amino acids)
Molecular function (GO): protein binding
Source: RefSeq, a predicted model, not a curated record
AUGGUGUCGCUGAAAGACGUGAUUUCCUCCGGCUUCUUGCUCGACGAUGAGCUAGUCGUCUCCGCCAAGGUGCGCCUCGCGCCAUCGCCGCAGCUGAGGCUCCAUUCGGUUGGCGACCGUCUUUACUACAACGGGACAAGCCGGACCGUUGAGAGCGGCACGCGUCUGACUCAUGGCGCGCUCGGCGUGGUCGCCGGGCCGGGCGAAGGCGAGUAUUGGGGAGAGGGCCUGCAGCUGCGCUUUGGGGGAGGCGAGAGCGUCAGCUGCUACCUCGGCACGCUCAGCCGCGAGCGACCUCCGCCUCUACCUGGUGGGUUCGCGUUGGACGAAGAGCUCUAUUAUAACGGCACAGGCACGAAAUUUGAUAAUGGCGACCGGCUCGUUUACGGCUGGAGAGGACGCGUCGCUGGCCAAGCGGCUGGUGAUCUCGCCCGCACGGCCGUCGCAAUGCGUUUCGCCCACAACCAGCUCACCAUAGGCUGCUACCUACGCAAUCUCACGCGAGAUCCGCCUCCACCUCUACCUGGCGGGUUUGCGCCGGACGACCUCGUGUACUACAAUGGCUCCUCAUACUCCUUCGACAACGGAGAUGUGUUGAUAUUCGGAGAGAGAGGCACGGUUGUCGGCCCUCCUACUCUUGCAUCGCACGCAGAGGGCCUCACGGUGCUCUUCGACGGCAACAAGAGAGACUAUCAACUCUUACUCAACCAGCUCAGCCGGGAGCCUUUGCCCUCCCUCCCCUCCGGCGAGUACACAUGGCAUAUCCCGGGCUUCUCAAAGAUCGAGGAGACGAAGCUCUACUCUCCUACCUUCCAGGCCGGAGCAUUCAACUGGACACUUCUUCUCUACCCGAAGGGCGCCAAUCAGCAGGGGCAGCUCUCGCUCUACCUCAGCGCGGCCGGCUCGGCGACGCUGCCGGAGGGCUGGGCGCGGCAUGCGUCCUUCACGCUGACGGUGAAGAACCACCUCGAGGUGGCCACACGCAGUGUUAUGAAACGAGCGCAGCGGAACGGCGCCAACAACCAGACCAGAGUAGGAUGA